Urocitellus parryii (Arctic ground squirrel) is the source of this 999-nucleotide messenger RNA. It is a transcript of the gene Ethe1, whose product is annotated as ETHE1 persulfide dioxygenase. Gene Ontology annotation, cellular component: mitochondrion. The record is from RefSeq and is a predicted model, not a curated record. Gene Ontology annotation, biological process: hydrogen sulfide metabolic process; glutathione metabolic process. Lineage: Eukaryota; Metazoa; Chordata; Mammalia; Rodentia; Sciuridae. Gene Ontology annotation, molecular function: sulfur dioxygenase activity.
GCCCKGCCCCGCCCCCGCCCGCCCCGCUCUCAGGGUCAGCCCUGGAGCGUCGGGCUGUGGCGGGUGCUUUGCCUGGGCUCAGCUUGGACCCUGGCCUGGGGCGCGAUGGCAGCGGCGGCCCUAAGGGUUGCUAGGCGGCAGCUGAGCCAGCACAGCGGGUCUGGAGCCCCCAUCCUCCUGCGGCAGAUGUUUGAGCCGAAAAGCUGCACCUAUACCUACCUACUGGGUGACAGAGAGUCCCGGGAGGCCAUUCUGAUCGACCCGGUCCUGGAGACAGCACCCCGGGAUGCCCAGUUGGUCAAGGAGCUGGGGCUGCGGCUGCUGUACGCUGUGAAUACCCACUGCCACGCAGACCACAUCACAGGCUCAGGGGUGCUCCGGUCUCUACUUCCUGGCUGCCAGUCUGUCAUCUCCCGCCUUAGUGGGGCCCAAGCUGACCUGCACAUUGAGGAUGGCGAUUCUAUCCGCUUUGGACGCUUUGCCUUGGAGACCCGGGCCAGCCCUGGCCACACCCCAGGCUGUGUCACCUUUGUCCUGAACGACCUCAGUAUGGCCUUCACUGGAGAUGCCCUGCUGAUCCGUGGAUGUGGGCGGACAGACUUCCAGCAAGGCUGUGCUAAGACCUUGUACCACUCAGUCCACAAAAAGAUCUUCACACUUCCAGGCAACUGUCUGGUCUACCCUGCUCACGAUUACCAUGGACACACAGUGUCCACCGUGGAGGAGGAGCGGACUCUGAACCCUCGGCUCACUCUCAGCUGCGAGGAGUUUGUUAAGGUCAUGGACAAUCUGAACUUGCCUAAACCACAGCAGAUAGACAUUGCUGUUCCAGCCAACAUGCGCUGCGGGGUCCAGACGCCACCUUCCUAACCUGUUUCUGUCAGGUGCUUAUGUCCGUCAAGAGUGCACUCGGUGGAGCCAGGGGUGGAGCCAGGGGAGAGGGGUCACCACUAGACCUCUGUCCCCUCCCACCCUACCCCCAUCAGCCCCUCAAACUUC